CCUUCUGGCUACACACCAGCAUUCAUCAACCUCCAGGGCUCUACCCAGGCUAACGGAUACUUGACCUACAAGACCCUUUCGAAGUAUGAUCCUCAGCAAUGUACCGCUGCUUGUGACAAGAUCAGCUCUUGCCAGUUUGCCAACAUCUACUACGAAAAGGAUCCCGACAGCAACAACAACCCCGUCGAUGUUAUCAAGUGCUCUCUGUACAGUAUGCCUCAGACUAACUGCACUGCAACCAAUAAGGGACAGUGGCGCGGUUCUUUCCACGUUCUGGUCACUGGUAGCAACGGUUACAACAAGGCCGCCGCACCCAAGACUCCUGCUGGCUACUCUCUCUCAACUCUUCCUGCUGCCGUCAACGCCCCUGUCUACGAUAGCGUGGGUCAGUGGAGAUUCAUCCAGCCCGUCUACCUCAACUCUUACGACCCUGCUCUCUGCGCUGCCGCUUGUGACAAGCAGACUACAUGGGACAAGUCACAGGCAACCGACGACUGUAACUACAAGACUUGCGUUUUUGCGAACAUGUACAUUUUGUCUCAGAACGGCAUCCCCAAGACCGUUGUCUGUGCACUCUACACUGAGGCCACUGACUCGAGCUACGCCAACAACUACGGCUACUCGACCGAUACCGAUACUUACCAGGUUUCAAACUCCAUCGCUUUGACCAACACCACC
Messenger RNA from Aureobasidium namibiae CBS 147.97, 678 nucleotides. RefSeq lists its product as uncharacterized. The record is from RefSeq and is a predicted model, not a curated record. The annotation marks the transcript as partial. Lineage: Eukaryota; Fungi; Ascomycota; Dothideomycetes; Dothideales; Saccotheciaceae. The transcript has a single exon.